AUGUCACGGGAAAAAAUUAAUGAUUCAAGAAGUGGUUAUGAUUUCCAUUAUCUUAUGCAAGAAAUAGCAAAAGUGAUAGAUAAAAAAAUAGUGCCGAUAGCAAAUAAUUCAGAACAAUAUAUUACUUUCUUGGUUGGUCAACUUCAAUUUAUUGAUAGUUUGAAAUUUUCAUUACCUGGUUUAGCUAAGAUGGCAGAAAACUUAUGUGAUGAAAAGAAGGGCCAAACUAAAACACCAGAACAAUUAGCAAAAUGUUUUCCAAUUAUGUCAAAAUUCAUCUCACCUCAUUUAUUAUCAUUGCUUACAUGUAAAGGAAUAUUCCCAUAUCAGUGGUUAACUAGUAAAAACAAAUUCAAAGAAACGCAACUACCUUCUUGA
Messenger RNA from Dentiscutata erythropus, 378 nucleotides. The record is from the annotation of a GenBank genome assembly. Lineage: Eukaryota; Fungi; Glomeromycota; Glomeromycetes; Diversisporales; Gigasporaceae.